Messenger RNA from Ichthyophthirius multifiliis, 1059 nucleotides. RefSeq names its product zinc finger protein, putative. The transcript has 5 exons. NCBI's taxonomy places the organism in Eukaryota, Ciliophora, Oligohymenophorea, Hymenostomatida. The annotation marks the transcript as partial. The record is from RefSeq and is a predicted model, not a curated record. Gene Ontology annotation, molecular function: zinc ion binding; protein binding.
AUGGAAAUCAAUUAAUAAGACAUUAAAGAUACAUAAUAAAUAGUCGAAUUAAAAGUAGUUUAGUGGAACAAAGAUUCGCAUGGUUUAUUUGAUUAUGAAAGUAAAUCAGUUGAUUUAAAACAAAUAAAAAUAAAUUAAACAUGUUAAAUUUAUUAAUUAAAAAAUUCAUAAUUUUUAACAUAAAUUUAAAUAGAAAAAAUAAAUGAAAAAAUUUAUUCAUAUACAUUAAACCCAUUUUAUGAAGACACAUAUAAUAAAAUGCAUAGCAAUAAUAAAUUAGAAUAAUUUCUAAUAGUAAGAAGUUUAAAAAAUUAACAAAACUAAUAAAAAGGUUAUAGCUUAUAAAUUGAUGAUGUUGUAAAAUUUGGAAGAAUUGAAUAUUAAGUAAUAUAAAUGAGAACAGAAGAAAGCAAUAUUAUUUAAAAUCAAACGCCUUAUGAACAACUAGAUCUUAUAUCUAUAAAAAAUAGUAAUGAAAAUCCUAUAGUAUGUAAAAUAUGUUUAAGUGAAGAUUCAACUCCUGAUAAUUUUUUUACAAAUAUUUGUUAAUGCAAAGGAUCAUGUGAAUAUGCACAUUUCUAAUGUUUAAAACUAUGGAUUUAAUCUAAUUAAAAAUAUAAAUCAAACAAUAGUAUGAUAUAUAUUUAAUGGAAAAAAAAUAGAUGUGAGCUUUGUGGUACUGAAUAUCCUAAAUUUCUUAGACAUAAUAAUUAAAUGUACAGUUUAAUUAAUUUUGAUAUACCUGAUUGCAUUCCCUACAUUAUUCUUGAUUCUAUAGGAAACCACAAUAAAAUUUCUAAAAACAUAUUUAUUAUAUAAGUAUUAAACCCAGAAAUUGAAAUAAAAAUAGGUAGAGGUAAUUAAUGCUUAUUAAGAAUUGCAGAUAUAUCAGUUUCUCGAAUACAUUCUUCUAUAAAAUAUAAAGAUAAGUAGUUCAUAAUUUCUGAUAAUAAUAGUAAAUUCGGAACACUAAUAAGAUUGAAAAGUAGUUUGCAAAUAAGCAAUGAAAAAAAGCAAUUUAAAUUGGAAGAAUUGUUAUUACAUUUGCUCUUAAGAAAA